UGUGCUGCGAGAAACGUGUGUGAGUGAGCGACAGUCCGGGAAUUUUCGUAAAUAGUUUUUUCUCGGCAAAUUCUGAAGGCUCCUGUCAAAACAAACAAUAAGAAAAGCCAGAAACAAAAGUGAUGUUGCCUCACCAGACCUGGCUUGGAGAGAUCGUGCCAUUCUUGCCCUGAAAGGUGGCCCACAUUCAAACAACCAGGAGAGGAUGGGGUGAUCUGGAUUCACUAAGCAAAGCAAGGAGACUGCUAGGGAGGUAUCAAGAUGAAGAUCAGGCGUCACAAGAAAGCCCAAAGAAUCUUAGGGUUUUAUCGAAAUAACUUUAAUAUUCGGCCACCGUAUACUGUUUUGUUAGAUGGAACUUUCUGUUACGCAGCUUUAGAGGGAAAGGUGAAAAUCGCCGAGGAUAUUCCAAAAUAUCUAGAGUCGCCAGAGACUAAGCUACUCACAACCCAGUGCAUCAUUUUAGAAGUCGAAAAACUAAAGCUAUUAAAAAAAAAUUUGCAUGGGUCAUAUAUGAUAGUAAAGCAGUUUCCUGUUCAAGUUUGUGGCCAUGAAGGAAGGCCUGUGCCAGCUUCUUCAUGUAUCAAAUCUCUUCUCAAGAAGGAAAAUCCAAUGAAAUUUAUUAUUGCCUCUCAAGACAAUGAAUUAAAGAAUCACAUCCAUGAAAGUGUACCAGGUACUCCUGUGCUUUACCUUCAUGGUAGUGCCCCCACACUUGAGAAACCAACAGAAAAGUCUCAAGAAGAGGCUAUGAACACACACAGUACCAUUACAACAUACGAGCAGAAAACCCUUCACUCACUCAAGAGAAAGUUGAUAGGUGAGGAGCAGGUAGAACCAGAGAGGAAGAAGAAAAAGAAAAAGAAUCCAAACCCCCUUUCAUGUAAGAAGAGUAAAAAAGUAAAGAAACCUCAGCAACAGACAGAAGGAGGAAAGGGCAAAAGAAAGAGGAAGAAACACAAGAAGCCUGGGUCCGUUCACCACCACGUUCAACAAGAAGCAUAGUGAAGUUGGUGGUCUUUCUAGAGAUUUGUGAUCUUAUCUGCUAGAUGUGUGGUAUGUAGGUACAGAAAUUUUUAAAAGAUAAUUCUGAUGUAACCCAAGUGCAAGAUUAGUAAAUUACAUUGACAAAAGAAAAAACUGACAAAAGAAAAAACAAGUAUUUUCUUACUGAAAAAAAAAAAGAUUACUUUUAUCCAACAAUUAACAAAAUGCAUUUAAAUACAUAUUUGAAUGGUUUGGUAAAAACAUGACAACAAUGGACCAAAAGAAUAUUUUGUAAUCAUACAUUUGUAGACAUGGAGUACAUGUAUAGUUACAAAAAAUGUCAAUCAGUGCACAUUUUACUUUUGCACUAGUUAUUCGUUAAAAAAUUGAUAGUAUUUGUUUGUACAAAAGCAAAUGAAAUAUAUAAUUCCUAUUAAUUGUUGUAUCACAUAUUUGGCUGCUAACCUUUUAAUAUUCCACUUUUUUUAAAUAUAAAAGCAGGCUGGUCCACAAUUUUUUUUUUUUUUUUUUUUUUUUUUUUGCUAUUUUUCUAUGUAUGAAAUUGGGGUUCCCUUGACCCACCCUCCUCGAGAAAAGAAAAAAAAAAGUUCCAGGGAUACAAAACUCAUUUUAAGUCACAUACUUAGCAUUGGUGCUAAGCACUGGGAGAGUUCUCUCCCUGUGUUCACUUGCUUCACUUUGUUUACUUAAAAUGCAAAGUCAAACAUUUUUGGAACAUGUCUUUAUUAAUGCAAAAAAUAAAGGCACAUAUUUUGUUUUUAUAAAUAUACAUAUAUAUCUUAA
This is a messenger RNA of Penaeus vannamei (Pacific white shrimp), 1791 nucleotides long. RefSeq names its product rRNA-processing protein UTP23 homolog. Lineage: Eukaryota; Metazoa; Arthropoda; Malacostraca; Decapoda; Penaeidae. Gene Ontology annotation, cellular component: nucleolus; small-subunit processome. Gene Ontology annotation, molecular function: small ribosomal subunit rRNA binding. The record is from RefSeq and is a predicted model, not a curated record.